Andrographis paniculata is the source of this 1724-nucleotide messenger RNA. RefSeq names its product U-box domain-containing protein 38-like. Lineage: Eukaryota; Viridiplantae; Streptophyta; Magnoliopsida; Lamiales; Acanthaceae. Gene Ontology annotation, molecular function: ubiquitin-protein transferase activity; protein binding. The record is from RefSeq and is a predicted model, not a curated record. Bases 118 to 1596 code for a protein of 492 amino acids. Gene Ontology annotation, biological process: protein ubiquitination. Gene Ontology annotation, cellular component: cytoplasm; nucleus. The transcript has a single exon.
CAGUCCACUUGGAUUCUCUCUCUAUUCAACCUUUACCUUCUCCCCUCCAAUGGCACCCAUUUCAGAUUUCUCACCAUUUUCUUCAACCCUAAUCCCUCAUCUUCCCAUUUAACAAAAAUGAGCGGAACCAGGAAGCUCCGGCGAUGGAGAUUCUCUUUUAACAGAUCCGCCGCCGCCGUUAAGAGCAACCCCCCGCCGCCUGGUGAAUUCCUCUGCCCCAUCUCCAAAUCCUUAAUGUUCGACCCCGCCGUCGUCUCCUCCGGCCAGACUUUCGAGCGCGCGUGCGUCGACGUGUGCAGAGAUUUAGGUUUCACGCCGACGCUCGCCGACGGUACGACGCCGGAUUUUUCGACGGUGAUACCUAAUUUGGCGCUGAAGACGGCAAUCCUCAACUGGUGCUCGAAGACCGGGUCGGAUCCUCCGAUCCCGCUCCCGCACUCGGAAAUCGAAUCCGUCAUUAGGUCUUCGAAGGAAGCUUCCGGAAAUGAUGCGAUUCGUAACGCCGGUGGAAAAUUGACGACAGGCGUUGCGGGAAUGGAAAUUCCGGCGGAAUUGAAGUCGAGGGAGGUUGAUUACUCGUCUCCGAGCUCUGAAGAAUCUGUGAUUGCCAAUACGACGCCGUUUUCGCGACCGUCCUGUUUGUCGUUCUCUUCCUCGCCUUCUACCUCGUCGGAAUUCGUCCGCGACGAAUCGCCGGUGAAUUCUUCCGGCGAGGAUGAGAAUUUGGUGGCGAGGAUGAAAAGUUUGGAUGUUUAUGAUCAGGAGCAAAGCGUGAUUGAAUUGAGGAACUCCACGAGGACAGAUUGCAGAGCUAGGUCGGCGCUUUGUACGGAUAGGGUUUUGCUUGCUCUGAAGCGGUUGAUGAAUUCGCGCUACGCCGCCGUGCAGAUUAACGCCGCGGCGGCGCUGGUGAAUCUCUCGCUGGAGAAGGAGAACAAAAUUAGGAUCAUGAGAGCCGGAAUUGUUCCGUUUCUGAUCGAUAUUCUGAAAAAUGGUUUCGAGGAGUCGCGCGAACACGUCGCCGGUGCGAUUUUCAGUCUCGCUCUGGAGGACGAGAACAAGACGGCGAUCGGCGUGCUCGGAGCGCUUCCGCCGCUUCUGCACGAGCUCCGGUGCGGUACACGGCGGAGCCGCCAGGACGCGGCGCUGGCGCUGUACCACUUGACGCUCGUGCAGAGCAACAAGGUGAAGCUCGCGAAGCUCGGAGCCGCCGGAGUGUUGCUAGGGUUGCUAAAGGACGAGGAUGUGGCGGCGCGUGUUGUGCUCGUUCUCUGCAACCUCGCGACCUCCGGCGAAGGCCGGGCGGCGCUGCUAGACUCCGACGCCGUGGGGUUGUUGGUCGGAGUUAUGCGGAACUCGUCGGAGUCGACUCGGGAGAAUUGUGUGGCUGCUUUGUAUUCGCUUAGCUAUGGAAGCUUGAGGUUCAAGAGUCUAGCAAAGGACGCCGGCGCGGCGGAGGCGCUGCAGGAGGUGGCGGCGGCGACGGGAAGCGAGCCGACGAGAGCGAGGGCUAUGAAGAUUUUGGAGCGGCUGAGGGUGGAUGAGCGGCGGCGUGACUCGGCGGGGGAACUCACUGAGUUGCGACUUGCGAGUUAGGGCAAAGCGGAGAAGAUUGUGAUGUAAGUAAAUUAAAUUAUAAAAUGUCAAUAUUGGUUGCCGUUUGUAUGUUCUUUUUAUCAUUUUGAUGGUGUUUAUUGUUAAUUUUUAGGGCUUGAUUUGGUUCA